AGGCACCCUGACAAAUUUCCGUUUGAGCGGGUACAAGAUACCUGAAUUGGAUUGGUUAAAGGAAUAUUCCAUCCCUGUUCAAUUCUUUCCGUUUGAGCAAAUAUACCAAAUGCAAUUGGAAUAUUUGGGUCCAUAUAUUCAUGGCUAUUGACAUAAUAUUUGCAAAUGAUGAUUAAUCAAUGUUAAUGCUAUAAAAAGUGGAUUGGAUAAUUCCUCACGGCACACCUGACGGUUUCUCAAGGUACACUAGUGUGCCGCGGCACAGUGGUUGAAAAUCACUGCUCUAAAUUAUAGCCAUCAUUCACAUCCGGGGGUGGCGGUAGUGCACUAUUAUAGUCAGACCCCGCUGUUAAAAGACAACGAAGAAGAAGAGAAGAAGCAGAAGAAGAAGGAGAGAAGCCUCAGUGCAGCUGGUGUGUUUUGGGAGUGGGCAGGAUUUCCGGAAGACAAGUGACAUGAUUGUAAAAUAGUCGGUUAUAGCUAACCCCGUUUAAGAGAAAAAGGCUAUAUACGCCGCCACUAUGCAAAAUACACGUAUUCGCUGGAAGUAUGUGAGCUACAAAUGAGGAAGCAGCGAAAAAAGUAGGUAAACUUUACUAGUUGCCGACCUACGGCUCCUUGCUGAUUCCAUCGAAAGCCGAUCGCCGCCGAGAGAAACACUUGCGACACGUCAGGUAUCUGGUGGAAGACAGACCCAAUCAUGAGGUUUACAGGCCCUAUGCGAGUUGUGGCAGUGCUGCUGCUCGUGGGACUCGCCUGGCUGCUGGCAAACACCUUGUUUGGAGGAGGAGGCGGUUCAUUUCUGCACCAUUUCUUUAAUAGUGUUUCAGGUGGAAGUCAGGAACCAACACCUGCUGAAGUGCGACCACGGCGCUAUAAAUGUGGCCUCUCAGCACCAUGCCCCACCAAACACCUUGCUUUUCGUCUGGUGUCUGGAGCUGCCAAUGUCAUUGGGCCCAAAAUAUGCCUGGAGGAUAAGAUGUUGUUAAGCAGUGUGAAGAACAACAUCGGGCGAGGACUAAACAUCGCUUUGGUGAAUGGGGUCACGGGGGAACUCCUGGAAACAAAGAGCUUCGACAUGUGGGCAGGAGAUGUUUCAGACCUGUUGAAGUUUCUGCGGCCUCUCCAUGAGGGAACGCUGGUGUUCGUGGCCUCUUUUGACGAUCCAGCCUCGAAGCUGAACGAUGAGUCUCGGCGACUGUUCGAGGAGCUUGGGAGCACGGUUGUGAAGGAACUGGCUUUUCGGGACAGCUGGGUGUUUGUUGGUGCCAAGGGCAUAGAGAACAAGAGUCCGUUUGAGCAGCGUAUGAAGAACAGUAAGAUCGGCAACAAAUACGAAGGUUGGCCCGAGUCUCUGGAGAUGGAUGGCUGCAUUCCCCUGAGGCCACCACUGGAAAGUUAAUUCAGGCCUCAUCGUGUGAGGUAACGGUUUGAGUUGCAUCUGACUGGCUGGUGGAAUGCUCUGGAGCCAUGACUGAAACAUCCUCCUUUCUCUCGUGCCUCAGUCAUGAGUAAACCUGACAUGAAAUACUAAAUGUGGAAGUGGUUAUGAAAGUCGUAUAGAAUUCAGUUGAGUGUGGCGUUCAGAAAGGGGACCUAUUAUUAUUCUCAUUUUUCCACCUUUUGUAUUGAGCUGUGGAGCAGCUACACACAAUAACCCGCACAGAAAACUUUCUAGUGGCGCUGUUGGUCCUGUGGAGCUCAGAAGCCGGAUGUGAAGGCGCCGUGUGGACGCGCAGCACGUUCGACGUGAAUACACCUUUCCUGGCGAGAGCGCACUACUUCUGGCUUUAGCAACAGUUUGGCGGAUAUUUCACGUUCAUGUUCACAAAAACAGUCCCGUGGGAGAUGCCAUUGACAGAUUAAAGAUGAUGAUACACAGCCACGCCCAUAAGGAAGCCUCUGUGACAUCACAAAGGAACAGUUUUGCAACGCCCUCUGAAACCAAGCGUUUUAAGCCAUCCCAAACUUCUUUCAGGGCUCACUUCCAAAUCUUUAAACCUCAUUAUCUGACAUUUUGCCAUGGUUUAGCACGGGAAUACAAGAUUCCCACUACCUUCACAGGUUGGAAAAGUGGAAAAAGCAUAAUAGGUCCCCUUUGAAGAGGUGAAAAAACCCUUCAGAGGUGAAUUGCACGGUGAAACAUGAAGCUGGAGUAGGUCUUCCAUUCCAAAGUAAAUGGAGUUCCUCUAUGAUAGAACACUGCAAACGUUCUAGACAUUUGCACCAUAUCCAAUGUUCUCCAAAAACAGCUGGUUUCGUGAAGGCGUGAGUAAACGUAAUUGGCACCAGAAACAUUUGUGGUACUACAGAUACUUAAAUGUAAACACCAUGUUUUAUAUGAAAGGUAAAUGUUUUUAAUGCUGUGACAAUUAUUGAUGUGAAAUUAUGCAUACCAGAAGCAGUCAUUGUUUCCUUACAACCCGAUGCACCACCAUACUGUUUACAAACAUCGCUUGACAAUUGACUUGUUUUACUUUGAUAUAAACUACAGUGGUACCUCAGUUUAAAAAAAUAUUGCCAAAAAUAUGUCUCGGUUUUCGAUUGCCUCUGUCGGCCUUUUCUGACUGACACAGUUACACUUUUUGAAAUUGAAUAUGGCUGCAAAAUAACCCACAAUGGGGCAGAAAAACAGUUUAUCGUGCCAGCACGGUAAGAAAGGUGAGAAACGCAAAUUCAAAAAGUCGUAGCGAUACAUGAAGGUAGUGUCCGUCUUUGCCAACAAGAGUCUUUAAUAAGGUAAAGGUUCAAUGUCAAUUUGUCCACUUCAUUUAUUACUUGGAUGUAUUUCCACAUUGUUUUCACCAUGUAAAACCAGAAUUAUUCUCAAUUAUUCUGUGCUUUGUGUCAAUAUUUUUUCUUAGGGUGGGAAUGUAUUUGGUUUUUACAAUUUGUUUUCCGACUGACCCUUGGAACAGAUUAAUAAUGCAAACCAAGGUACCACUGUAUUUAUCAUAAUGCACAAACAGGAGGUUUGACAUGUGAGUUGAGUGGAACAACACUGCUCCAAAUUAGAAUAAUAUCUGAUGCUGGUUGAUAUCUGUCCACUGUGUUGAGCUUUGUUUGACAAUGUUGCGUAUAUGCGUGAUUUCUUUAUGUUGAAUGUAUCUACAAGGUCUCUUGUUACAACUAUUUAAAUGCAUAGGAAUAAUAUUAUUGCUCUUUAAUAUGUAUGGCAAGAAGCCCAUGGUUGUGUCUUCAUUUCCGUGAAGACCGUUUUAUACAGAGCUGUGUUUGUGGAAAGAGAAGCUUCUCAAUAAAUGCAUGUUUUUUCCGUCUAAUUCAAUUGUUCCGUUUAUUCAUAAUGUCCACCAGAGGGCGAAAUUACACCAAAAUCUCUUUGGGGUUGUUGGGUUCAUCAGGCUUGAAGCCAUUCUUUUGACUGUGAACAAGUGUGAUCUCGCAUAUUAACAGAUUGUAUGAACGGGGACGGCAUACAAUGUGGUUGCCUGUCGAAUCGCUCUGCAAUGGAAUGUCAAAAAAAAUCAGCGGGCCAUGAUACUAUGGUGCAUUCAAGCGCAUUUGGUAAUUUAUGGCUGAGCAGGAUUCAAAAAGUAAAAGGAUUUAAAUUUGUAGUGUGAAUGCUGUUGUUACAUCUUUUCAUCUUUGUGUGGUGAUUCAUUGUUAUAUGUAGUGGAGGAAAUAAUGACUUGAUCACC
Doryrhamphus excisus (bluestripe pipefish) is the source of this 3659-nucleotide messenger RNA. RefSeq names its product FAM3 metabolism regulating signaling molecule A (gene fam3a). Lineage: Eukaryota; Metazoa; Chordata; Actinopteri; Syngnathiformes; Syngnathidae. The record is from RefSeq and is a predicted model, not a curated record.